CUCUGUGCUAAAAGUUGAGUACUACAAGCAUAGAUCAAGAUUCAUGCAAUGGGAGGAGAUGGUGGUGCUGAUCCCGUAAUUCACUUUGUGUUUGUUCAUGGAGCCAGUCACGGAGCUUGGUGUUGGUAUAAACUCACCACUCUUCUCGACGCCGCCGGAUUCAAAUCCUCCUCCGUGGACCUCACCGGCGCUGGCAUCAGCCUCACCGACUCUAACACCGUAAUGGACUCUGACCAAUAUAACCGUCCUCUCUUCACUCUCUUGUCCGAUCUCCCUCCUCACCACAAAGUCAUACUCGUUGGACAUAGCAUCGGCGGAGGAAGUGUCACCGAAGCUCUUUGCAAGUUCACAGACAAAAUCUCCAUGGCCAUUUACCUCGCCUCUGCCAUGGUUCAACCCGGAUCCAUCCCUUCUCCAAAUCUUUCAAACAUUCAUGUGGGAGAAGAAGAAAUAUGGGAUUACAUAUAUGGUGAAGGUGCCGACAAGCCACCCACUGGCAUCCUCAUGAAGCAGGAGUUUAGACGCCACUAUUACUAUAGCCAAAGCCCUCUUGAGGACGUAACUUUGUCAUCUAAGCUGUUGCGUCCUGCUCCUGUGAGGGCCUUUCAAGAUCUUGGUAAGCUGCCUCCAAAUCCCGAGGCCGAGAAAGUUCCUCGAGUGUACAUCAAGACUGCUAAAGAUAAUCUAUUUGAUUCUGUGCGUCAAGACCUUUUGGUGGAGAAUUGGCCACCUUCUCAGUUGUAUGUCUUGGAGGAGAGUGACCAUUCUGCUUUCUUCUCUGUCCCAACUACCUUAUUCGCGUAUCUCCUCCGUGCGGUUUCUUUUCUUCAACGAUAAACUUAAACUUCAAUCUUUAGUGACAAUGUCUGGUCUCAUCAUCCUUCCUACAUUCCGAUUUGAUAGCAAUCUAAUCGGGGAACAACUAGAUUAUGAUUCUAUCAUGUACUUUCCUUUAUGUUAUUUGAUUUGAGUUUGAAUAAGCUUUACAUGUGAAG
This is a messenger RNA of Arabidopsis arenosa, 995 nucleotides long. Lineage: Eukaryota; Viridiplantae; Streptophyta; Magnoliopsida; Brassicales; Brassicaceae. The record is from the annotation of a GenBank genome assembly.